CCCGCCCCCGCCUCCGCCGCACGCCACCGUGCCUCCACCGCCUCGCUCGCAUCCCACCCGCGCCUCCGCCUCGCCGCGCCGCGCCCGGGGCCACGCCCCAGGCGGAGCGCCAUGUCCGUGCGGAGCUCCCUCAUCGACCCGGACGGGGGCGCGCUCGUCGACCUCGUGGCCCCGCCGGAGCGCCGGGCCGCGCUGAGGGCGGAGGCGGAGGCGCUCCCGCGGGUCCGCCUCGCCGCCGUCGACGUCGAGUGGGCGCACGUGCUCGCCGAGGGGUGGGCGAGCCCGCUCCGGGGGUUCAUGCGGGAGCACGAGUACCUCCAGACGCUGCACUUCAACUGCAUCCGCCUCCCCGACGGCGCGGGCAUCGUCAACAUGUCGCUCCCCAUCGUCCUCGCCGUCGGCGACCGGGAGAAGGAGCAGAUCGGGGACAGGCCCGACGUCGCGCUCCAGGGCCCCGAUGGCGGCAUCCUCGCCAUCCUACGCAGGGUGGAAAUAUACCCUCACAACAAAGAAGAAAGAAUCGCAAGAACAUGGGGAACAACUGCACCUGGUUUACCUUAUGUAGAUGAGGCAAUAGCGUCAGCUGGGAACUGGCUAAUUGGUGGUGAUCUGGAAGUGAUCGAACCCAUCAAAUAUAACGAUGGUCUUGAUCACUAUAGGCUCUCACCCCAGCAACUUAGGAAUGAAUUUGAUAAGCGAGGGGCUGAUGCUGUGUUUGCCUUCCAAUUGAGAAAUCCAGUACAUAAUGGGCAUGCCCUGCUGAUGAAUGAUACUAGAAGGCGCCUCUUGGAAAUGGGCUACAAGAACCCCAUUCUACUGCUGCACCCAUUAGGUGGCUUCACGAAAGCUGAUGAUGUCCCGUUGCCUGUUAGAAUGGAACAACACAGCAAGGUCUUAGAAGAUGGAGUUCUUGAUCCUGAGACUACUAUAGUGUCUAUUUUCCCCUCUCCGAUGCAUUAUGCUGGUCCAACAGAAGUGCAGUGGCAUGCAAAGGCGCGGAUUAACGCUGGUGCCAAUUUCUACAUCGUGGGUCGUGAUCCUGCUGGAAUGGGCCAUCCAACAGAGAAGAGGGAUCUGUACAACCCAGAUCAUGGAAAGAAGGUCCUUAGCUUGGCUCCAGGUUUAGAGAAACUAAACAUAUUGCCCUUCAAGGUCGCAGCGUAUGAUACAGUGGUGAAGAAGAUGGCCUUCUUUGAUCCUUCCCGGAGUAAAGAUUUUCUGUUCAUCUCAGGAACCAAGAUGCGAGCUUUUGCGAAAAGUGGAGAGGACCCUCCUGAUGGUUUCAUGUGCCCUGGUGGGUGGAAAGUUCUUGUGGACUACUACAACAGUUUGCAAACUGAAGAAGCUGCCGUGGCACCUGUAUGAGAAAAAGCCUACUGGUUUGCUGAGAUUUGUUCAAUCGCGGCAGGCAUAAGAUCUUUGGAUCUCUCGAGUUUUGUUACUCUUUGUAGGUUGAUUCGAUUGAUGCAAUGAAAUCUUUAUUCCAAUUGAUCAUUUUUUAAAUGUGUUAUCAUGAAGCUUGACAUUGAAACUCA
Messenger RNA from Oryza brachyantha (malo sina), 1535 nucleotides. RefSeq names its product ATP sulfurylase 2-like. NCBI's taxonomy places the organism in Eukaryota, Viridiplantae, Streptophyta, Magnoliopsida, Poales, Poaceae. The record is from RefSeq and is a predicted model, not a curated record. The transcript is spliced from 5 exons. Gene Ontology annotation, biological process: sulfate assimilation. Gene Ontology annotation, molecular function: sulfate adenylyltransferase (ATP) activity; adenylylsulfate kinase activity. The annotation marks the transcript as partial.